UUGCAUCAUGGACUGCGCACAGCCAUGGUUGAUCGGGAAUCCUUGGCAGCUACAUCGUACUGUAUCUACCUGGUCCUUCUGUUGGUUUCAUUUUGCUUAUCCUUCUGCUUGGCCACUCGAUGCCGCUCCUGCACCUACUUCUCAGAAGCUGGCGCGUCGCUGCUAGUUGGCUUUCUCGGAGGAGGCUUGCUGACUCUGCUGGUCCGGGAGGACGCAAGUGAUCGUUUUUCUGAGAAGGAAGUACAGCACUCCGUGGUUGGCUUCUCGUCCACGGUGCUAUUCUGUGUUUUGUUGCCUCCUAUCAUUUUCGACUCGGGCUUCCGAAUGCGUGGCGCCUUCUUUUGGGCGAACAUUGACAAAAUUAUGGUUUUGGCUUUUGUGGGCACGUUGCUCUCUUCGUUGGUAGUGGGAUUUCUACUCGUGGCUGUUUCAGGCAUUCUGCCCUUUGCCCCGGAUGCGCCGGAUGGACCCAGCAGCAUUUCAUUGCCCGAGGCGUUGAGCUUUGGGGCUUUGAUUUCAGCAACAGAUCCUGUGACAACGCUGGCUAUUUUUGAGCAGCUGCAGGUGGACCCCCACCUCUUCAAUGUUGUUUUUGGUGAGAGCGUUCUCAACGAUGCGGUUUCCAUUGUACUUUUCCAUUCCUUUUCCAAAGCGAUUGGAGCGGAAGAGAAGAAUGUCCUCGUAAGCAUAUGUGGAAUGACAAUGGACUUUGUUGUAAUUUUCGUCGGCUCUGCUAUCAUUGGCGCUUCCCUGGGCUGCCUUUCAGCUCUACUCUUCAAGCACGUUGAUCUUCCAGGCCACACUGCUGCACACGGCCCAAAGUUGGAAUUGGCGGUGUUUCUCGUCUUUUGUUAUGCACCAUUCUUGCUGGCGGAUGGUGCUGGUCUUAGUGGAAUUGUGGCCAUCCUCUUCACGGGCAUCACCAUGAAGAGGUAUACUUUCAACAAUUUAUCCCCAGAUGCAAGAGAAACCGUCCAGACAAUCGUGUCAUUGAUGGCGAGUUGCGCUGAGACCCUCGUGUUUAUCGACCUUGGCACAUCUGCUUGGGAAAGCCUCCGGGCUGACAUCCGGCUUGUGGCAUAUGUGUUCCUUUGCUGUUUGCUUGGCCGAGCUGUGAAUGUGUACACAGCGGGUUUAAUCUUGAACGCGACACAACCAUCAUACCCACGGCGCCCCUUCGAGACAAAUGACAUGCACAUGGUCUGGUUCGCUGGGCUCCGUGGCGCGAUUGCAUUCGCGCUGUCCACUCAAUUCAAAGGGCCGCACCGACACAGCACAAUGGCUUUGGCGAUGUGGGUUGUGUUGAUUUCUGUGUGGUUCUUGGGUGGUGCUACUGCACCCAUGCUCUCCUGGCUGCGCAUCCGCCGUUGUGAGCCUGAACAGCUCAAGCAGCUGGCGCUCACUUUGGAGCCGGCAGUCAAGCGCCUGACGAUUGUGCGGUGGGACCAGAAAUAUUUGAGUCCCUGGCUUUUGCGCAUGGCAUCCCCACCAAGUUCACCUUCACGAGGGGAUACUGAAGCACAGGAUCAGAAUGCUGGCAGUGAUGCCGCAAGGGCGGUGCGUUUGAAGACUACACUGACCACACUUACACCAUCAUAUACCAGUUGUGAGUUGCAGGACAUUGCUCACAGCCAGCUUCCGGACACAGGUCGAGAGGGCGCACCACACGCGUCUCCCCUCCUGACAGCCAGGGAGGUGGGAGAUGAGGCGGAAUGACCGCACACUACCUCCAAAGUGUGGCCAAAGUUCGGAAGAGACUGGAGAAAAGGACGAAAAAGACUGGAGAAAAAGAUCGUGGUUGCAGAAUUUGCUAGUAGUUAGACCCUAAUAUCCAGCAGAACUUGCCCAGAGAGGUUGUGGGGUGGUUCAGGACAACCCAUUGGAGCCCAUUGGAUGUGUCUGGAUGGGGUAGGUUUCCAGUAAGAAGGAUGCCCUCACACUUCACACACCCAGA
Durusdinium trenchii is the source of this 1954-nucleotide messenger RNA. The record is from the annotation of a GenBank genome assembly. NCBI's taxonomy places the organism in Eukaryota, Dinophyceae, Suessiales, Symbiodiniaceae.